CGUAGCCACAAUGCACUCAAGCGCGAACAUAUUUGCAUUUUUGCUGAUAAUAGUUGGCUUUAUCACAGUGAGAGCUCGAAAUAUACCGCCAUUCCUGAAGAUAUGUCACCGCAAUGAUCCGAAUCUAAACGAAUGCGUAAAGCAAAGCGUGAACUCGUUAAGACCUUAUCUGAAAACGGGCAUUCCAGCAUUACAAAUACCACCUUGUGAGCCACUUCGCGUACCACAAAUUGAAAUCAGCCAAGCAGUUGGUCCAAUUUCCAUCACAUCGACAUAUACUGAUAUCGAGGUUCAAGGUGGAACAAAUUUCACCUUAAAGAGUGUCAAAAUUGAUAUUGAUAAGGAUCGCGUUAGAUUGAAACUGUACCUUCCACGUCUUGAAAUGAUCGCGCGCUACAAUAUGAACGGAAGGAUCAUGCUGCUACCAAUAACGGGAAACGGAUUGGCGCGUGGUAAUUUCACGGAUAUCGAAGUGAUAGCUACUGUUCAAGGUGAACGUUAUCAAUCUCAAAAAACUGGCGAGAUUCAUUAUCGUGUGGUCGACUUUUACGUAGACUUCGAUGUUGGAAACGCCAAUAUUUAUCUGGAUAAUUUAUUCAACGGCGAUGGUACUUUAUCCAAUGCUAUGAACCUCUUUUUAAACGACAACUGGAAAGUUGUAGCGGCCGAAAUUAAACCAGCUCUCGAGAAUACCGUUUCAGACAUAUUUAAAACGUUCUCGAAUAAGAUUUACUCCAAGUUUCCGCUCGAUACAUUAUUACCACCCUAAAUAUACAUAGUCGUUUCGUAUUAAUUUUUUUUACCGAUAUUUAUAAAGUUUUAAAUAUAGAUAAAUCUAUUUAUAUACAAAGGCUGUCUAUAAAGAAAGCAAAAAAGCGCCCUAAUGCGGUGACAUCGUUCGGUUUUUUUCUGGACAGUUCUUGUACAUAGACUUACAAUAGAUAUCGUAAUACAGAAUUAUGUACAAUUAAUAUUAUUAGCAUCAAGGUACUCGAUAGAUGUUAGAUGUUAUUUUAAUUUUUUAUAACUUUACUUUUAUUGACGUCAAAGCCAAGUUAUUGCGUUACAAGAACAAGUUCGGUAUUUAAAUCACCUAUUACAAUUACAUACCACUACAAAUAUAUACAUUGUGUACUUUUUAUUAAAUAAACUAAGUGAAAUGUAUUAUAUAAUUAAAAUACUUUCCUUUUUUAAUUUACGCGUUAACUUAUAUAAUUUAAUUUAAUAUAAUAUUUAAUAGUAUA
Molecule: messenger RNA, 1244 nt
Organism: Cataglyphis hispanica
Lineage: Eukaryota; Metazoa; Arthropoda; Insecta; Hymenoptera; Formicidae
Product: protein takeout-like
Exons: 3
Coding region: 11-769 (252 amino acids)
Source: RefSeq, a predicted model, not a curated record